Arabis nemorensis is the source of this 732-nucleotide messenger RNA. Lineage: Eukaryota; Viridiplantae; Streptophyta; Magnoliopsida; Brassicales; Brassicaceae. The record is from the annotation of a GenBank genome assembly.
AUGGUGACGACGAAGAUUUUAUCAACUCCUCUCUCUCCGAGACUUACAUUUCUGUGUGAAAAACUGAGACUUUCGAAAUGUCGGAGUAAACGUUCGACGUUUUGUUCAUUGAGUGAAGAACCAAAAUACGAAAGUUUGAAUCGGAGAAGGCUUGUUUAUGUUUUGGUUUCAUCGCCAUGUUUGUUUCCGGUGUUAUCUUCAUCUGCAAAGACUAAAUCUAAGAGCCCUUAUGAUGAGAGAAGGUUACUAGAACAGAACAAGAGGAUACAGAGAGAGAAUAAUGCUCCUGAUGAAUUUCCUAAUUUUGUUAGAGAAGGUUUUGAGGUUAAGGUAGUAGCUUCAGAUAAUUACAUUAAGGCUGAUUCAGGCCUUAUAUAUCGGGAUUUCGAUGUUGGUCAAGGUGAUUGCCCGAAAGAUGGCCAGCAGGUGACUUUUCACUAUAUCGGAUACAAUGAGUCCGGUAGACGAAUAGAUAGUACUUACAUACAAGGCACUCCUGCUAGAAUCCGGAUGGGAACCAAUGCACUUGUUCCAGGAUUUGAAAUGGGAAUUCGUGACAUGAAGCCCGGUGGGAGAAGAAGGAUUAUUAUCCCUCCAGAAUUGGGACCUCCGGUGGGACCUUCGACCUUCUUCAGCUCAAAGCAAUUUGAAGUUUUCGACGUGGAGUUGCUAAGCAUCCAGAAUUGUGAGAGAAGGACAAUAGGGUUCUACUCAGAUGUCACAUGCAAUUGA